CACACAUAACUAUCUGCCAGAGGCAACCAAAAACAUGGCGUGCAUUCAUUGUUGGAAUAUACAGUAUCUGUUAGGAUCCUGGCAGGAUGCUUUUGGUUUACGAUUUAUCUUAUGAUUUGGUGAGGAACAUCUCUGUUGCUUUGGAAAAACAAGGAUUUUCACAACCGAGAUGGCCACCUUUGACAACACAAUAACCAACCUCACCAACUUCAGUGACUUCUACUGUCCCUUUCAAGAGGAUUUUAAAUAUAUUCUUCUUCCUGUCAGCUAUUCUCUGGUCUUUGUAAUCGGCCUGGCUCUGAACACCACAGCGUUGUAUGUGAUUGUGUUCCGCACAAAGCGCUGGAAGCCCUCCACCAUCUACAUGUUCAACCUGACGAUGUGCGACACACUCUACAUCCUCACUCUGCCCUUCCUCAUCUAUUACUAUGCAGAUGAAAACGACUGGCCCUUCAGUGAACCGUUCUGCAAGAUCAUACGCUUCCUGUUUUAUGCAAACUUAUAUGGUUCCAUUCUGUUCCUGUGCUGUAUCAGUCUGCAUCGCUUCGUUGGCAUCUGCUAUCCGGUGCGCUCCCUCAACUGGGUCAGCGCUCGCCAGGCCAAGCUGGUGUCUGUGGCCGUGUGGGCCUGUGUCUUAUUCUGCCAGGCACCUAUUCUCUACUUCUCAAGAACUAGGGAUGUUGAGAAUGAACGGAUCUGCUACGACACCACCAGCCCAGAGCUUUUUGAUGACUUCUUGGUAUACAGCACAGCCGUGUCCGUGCUCAUGUUUGCCCUGCCGUUCAUGGUGGUGAUGGUGUGCUAUGGCCUCAUGGUGCGGAAGCUUCUGGAGCCUGGCUGGGGGUCUGAAGGUGGCUCUCUGGGAGCACAACGCACCAAGCAGAAGUCAGUGAAAAUGAUCAUCAUCGUCUUGGCAGUGUUCAUGCUCUGCUUCCUGCCUUUCCACCUCACCAGGAGUCUUUACUACUCAUUUAGAUACCUAAGGCAGGUCGAUUCAACACAGAUCAGCUGUAGGUUGUUGGAAGCCUCCAGUGUGGCCUACAAAGUGACCAGACCUUUGGCCAGUGCCAACAGCUGUGUGGACCCCAUCCUUUACUUUCUGGCUGGGCACGACGCCCGCAGUACCCUCAACAAGAAAAAUCCGUCUUCAUCUAAAUCAAGAAGGGUGGGCCGAACCUUAACAACAGAACUCUGAUCCAAUGCGUGAAACAAUUUUUGGAAGAAAGCUGAACAUUGUCAGGACAACAGUGACAGGUCUUAUUGCAGGUUUCUUUUGGUUGACGCAGCACCACAUCCACUGACACAGAUUUCAUUCAGAUUUGCGUAACAAAUAGAAAUGCAUGCUCAGAUUUGACCAAAUCAAAUAUGGGCAAUACAGUUUUAAAGAAUGUAACUUAACAUCUAAGUUGUGUUGUUCAUUUAAUGGACUUAAACAGAUAUGUUGUGUUUGUUAUGUCUGAAAAAGUAUAGUGAGAGGACGUAAAUAAACUACACUGUGCUUUGCAGCUGUAAAUGUUUUGGUAAAGAUCCUACUGGAAAACUGAUGUUUUUGGAUAGACAGAAGUGGGUUUACUUCCGCUCACCUUUCUUUUCACAUAUCAGACAAAGAACGUACAAAUAAUGAGUCUGUGGCUUUUAAAAUGAAGACGCAAAAUGACUCACGCUUGUCAAUGUGUUUGUAAAUAGUUGGCGAAACAGGAUGUCUCUUGAAGUGAGCAUACAACUGCAAAAACAAGACUUUGAUUAUACUGUACGAGUUGCGAUUUUUUUUUAGCGGAUGUCAGUUUGUGUCCAAAUAUGAAGGAAUUAAAUAAAUGGUGUUAUUUAAACAUGUAUAGAUUUUGACAAAUGUGUGGUUAUACAUUUUUUAUAAUUUGUCUAAUGUAAUAUACUGAAUUUGUUUAAUAUCCAUGUCAUUUCAUCUAUUGAACACCAUGCCACCACUAGAGGGUGACACUGUCUAACAAACAGGCAGGUCAUUGCUCACGAUGCUUUAGAACACAUUUUGAGUUUUUAUAGUCCAUCAUUUUCUUCCGCACAUCUACACCUCACAUAUACCAACAUCAGCCAACAGUAGAUAACACAUUUGUAUACACCACCAGCAAGAACAACAAAGAAGAUAGCAUCUAAAAUACACCUCUUCUUUAUUUUAACAGUAAAAACAUUAUACAGAAAAAAAGUCAUAUUAUAAAUGCAAUUCUACAAAGUUGAUGAGAUGAAUGUGUUUUUUGAAUCCUUCCUACCAGUACCACUUCAGCAAUAAUAGUCCUAUAAUAAUAGUAAUAAAAACAGAAAAAAUGAAACGGCUGCAACCAAUACAUAUUCAGUCCAUCCAGACAUGUUGACAUAUUCCUUGUAACAAAUUAAGAUAAUAUGUAAAUGAGUGGCCUCUAUGAUUCUAGUAAACUCUUACAGCCAUGAAGAUGUAAACUGAAGCCAACUCGGCUGCAUAACUUUGGUGUAACUCAACCACUAAUCCUGCACAGCCACUGGUUGGUUCAUUUAAUUAAACUGGAAUAAAAUAUGAUCGUGUUUCUUACAGUUAUGAAAAUUGCAUAACUUGAGUCUGGCUAUGUGUACUGUAUGAAUGUGGUUGAGAACGUUUUAAAA
Molecule: messenger RNA, 2610 nt
Organism: Notothenia coriiceps (black rockcod)
Lineage: Eukaryota; Metazoa; Chordata; Actinopteri; Perciformes; Nototheniidae
Gene: p2ry2.1
Product: purinergic receptor P2Y2, tandem duplicate 1
Exons: 5
Coding region: 170-1195 (341 amino acids)
Biological process (GO): G protein-coupled receptor signaling pathway
Cellular component (GO): plasma membrane
Molecular function (GO): G protein-coupled UTP receptor activity; A1 adenosine receptor binding
Source: RefSeq, a predicted model, not a curated record